Messenger RNA from Salvia miltiorrhiza (redroot sage), 981 nucleotides. Its product is annotated as LOB domain-containing protein 4-like. The transcript is spliced from 2 exons. Bases 233 to 727 code for a protein of 164 amino acids. NCBI's taxonomy places the organism in Eukaryota, Viridiplantae, Streptophyta, Magnoliopsida, Lamiales, Lamiaceae. The record is from RefSeq and is a predicted model, not a curated record.
CUCCGCACUCGUGUCUCUAAGUAAGACCAAAAAGAAGAUAAACAAAAACAGCCCUGCAUGGUGCAACUCAGUUAUUGUCUCCCCAAAAGCAGAGGCAUAUUUAUACCAACAAACAGUGCCAUGUCUCUCUUCCCUACUUCUUCUAUAUAAAGUACGUGCGAGUACUUCUCCAGACACGUCGUUCCGAGACUUAUCUAUUUAUAUCCCUUAGACACAAGAGAGAGAGAGAGAGAUGAAGGAGAGCAGUAGCAGAAAGCAAGGUGCGGCGUCGCCGUGCGCUGCGUGCAAGCUCCUCCGGCGGAGAUGCGCGGAGGAUUGUGUGUUCGCGCCUUAUUUUCCGGCGGAGGAGCCCCACAAGUUCGCCAGCGUGCAUAAGGUGUUUGGUGCUAGCAAUGUCAACAAGAUGCUCCAGGACCUGCCGGAACAUCAGAGAGGCGAUGCAGUGAGCUCGAUGGUGUACGAAGCGAACGCGCGGGUGAGGGAUCCGGUGUACGGGUGCGUGGGCGCGAUAUCGUCGCUGCAGCAGCAGAUAGACGCGCUGCAAACGCAGCUGGCGAUUGCGCAGGCGGAGGUGGUGCACAUGCGUAUGCGCCACUACUCUUCCACCUCUUCCUCGCCCGACUGCGCCUCUCCCUCCACCACCCGUGGACGAAGGUCUCACACCCACCACCCAAAGUCCUCUUUCAACAUGGAAGUUACCAACAUGGACGAUUCCUUCUGGCCCUAGUUUCUCUUCUUUCUAUUAAUUAUAUAUUGCCCUUGCCCUUCUCUUUCAUGUUUGCUGCCUUUUUUUUGUGGAUUUCUUACAUAUAUAUAUACAUCUUGCCUGACCGGCCGGGAUGAUGAUGGCCGGAGUCGGAGUCGGAUACUGUAAAUGUGAAAAAAAGAAAAGAAAACAUACACAAUCAUGAGGUAUUAUUGGUAUAGUUAUGCAUGUGGAGUUUGACUAUUUGAGUAAUGUUUGCUGUGUCUAUUUGUUUA